UGAACCCUCUGGAGGUGUCGUGGGCCUAUCAGCGAAACACUGAGGAAGGGGGGCGCCCACUUGAUAACCCAGAGGAUGCCUUCACUCACUUGACCAUCCCACAAAGUCGCAUAGGUGUCUCAAGUAUGCAUUAGGGGAUUGUAACAACAGAUUAGUACCGGUAUACCGUACCACCCUAGACCAUACAAUGUAAGUUUCAAUGGAGUGCUGUUUCAGAUACAAAUACAGAAAGGUAAGAAACACUCCACAUAUUUGACCUAUUUCAUUAAAGCAAAUAGAACCAAAAAGUAUUUAAUAACGAUGUCAGAAAAAUUGUAUGUAAAUUAUCAAAACACUUUCCAUUCCCUGUGUUCCCAAUGAACAGACAAGAGGCUGUCUUUGUUGCACCAAGCCAAAGGCUUGGAAAAUUCCAUUGUGUACGAUGGGAGGAUACGGGAGGAGGGUUAUCUAUUCUGAUCCAAGAGACGCAAGCUGGUGGUCCAGGAGAUACGUCGGGAAGAGGAAGCAAGAAGGUGCGCACAAUCUGUGGCGCAGGCAAAACAAGGGCAGUGGAUGACAUGGGAAGGAGUAGAGAAGAGGAAGAUCUCCUGGAAAGAGCUGUGGGAGAUGGAGGUAUUCAGGGCGAGCUUUACCAUCAGGGCUGCCUACGAUGUCCUGCCUUCUCCAAAAAACCUCAGCCAGUGGUAUGGUGAAGACCCCACAUGCCCUCUGUGUCCGAGUCCAGCAACACUGAAGCACAUCCUGGUGGGCUGCAAGACCAGCCUCACCCAAGGCCGUUACACCUGGCGGCACAACCAGGUGCUAAAGUGUCUUGCAGCAGUGCUGGAAAGUCGACGGACAAGUGUCAAUGCCCUUCCUCCCCCGUCAUCCCGUUGGCAAGCAACAACACCUGUCCGGGAGGGCGAGGGUCAAGCCAACCUCACCCCCACAAGACCAGACACUGGACAGCUAGGCGGGGCACGGGACUGGAAACUGCUGGCAGAGCUGGGCCAGAGACUCUGCUUCCCAGUUGAAAUUGCGUCCACCAACCUGCGGCCAGAUCUUGUUCUGUGGUCAGCUUCGCUCAGGCUCGUGUACAUCAUAGAGCUUACGGUGCCCUGGGAGAGUGCAAUGGAGGAGGCCUACGAGCGCAAGAAGUUGAGGUACACUGAGCUUGCAGCCGAUGCGCAACAACAAGGCUGGAAAGCGAGGGUACGCCCAGUGGAAGUAGGCUGCAGAGGGUUCGUGGCCACCUCAACAUCCAGGCUCCUCAGGGAAAUGGGAGUGCGAGGGAAGGCCCACCGGCAGGCAGUGAAAGACCUCUCAAAAGCCGCUGAAAAGGGGAGUCAGUGGCUGUGGGUCAAGCGAAGGGACUCCACCUGGGCUUUCAAGUGAGUGAUGGCAUCUAGGGAGUGAUCUUGGGACGCUGGGACUCACUGCUGAACCCUCUGGAGGUGUCGUGGGCCUAUCAGCGAAACACUGAGGAAGGGGGGCGCCCACUUGAUAACCCAGAGGAUGCCUUCACUCACUUGACCAUCCCAUAAAGUCGCAUAGGUGUCUCAAGUAUGCAUUAGGGGAUUGUAACAUCUUGUCCUACACAACAGAUUAGUACCGGUAUACCGUACCACCCUAGAUCAUACAAUGUAAGUUUUAAUGGAGUGCUGCUUCAGAUACAAAUACAGAAAAGUAAGAAACACUCCACAUAUUUGACCUAUUUCAUUAAAGCAAAUAGAUCCAAAAAGUAUUAAAUAACGAUGUCAGAAAAAUUGUAUGUAAAUUAUCAAAAAACUUUCCGUUCUCUGUGUUCCCAAUGAACAGACAAGAGGCUGUCUUUGUUGCACCAAGCCAAAGGCUUGGAAAAUUCCAUUGUGUACGAUGAGAGGAGACGGGAGGAGGGUUAUCUAUUGUGAUCCAAGACUUGCCCAAGCUCGAUACAGGACCAGCCCAAGCCAGAGGCAUCUUUUUCUUUUGUGUUAAUGUGACCGAAAACAAUGGCUGUUUACAGAUUCCUUUAGGAACAGCUGUUGUUGUGUAAACAGGGAAUAUCCAAAUAAAG
Messenger RNA from Nerophis lumbriciformis (worm pipefish), 2035 nucleotides. The record is from RefSeq and is a predicted model, not a curated record. NCBI's taxonomy places the organism in Eukaryota, Metazoa, Chordata, Actinopteri, Syngnathiformes, Syngnathidae.